CGAGAACAAUACAGUAGGAUAUAUAUCUCUUUUCUCAGUCCAUUUUCCGCACGCGCGAGAUGUUCUUGAACGCAACAUGAUGUUAAAGCUAGCUUAAAAAUAGUUUCUUACCAAAAUUGCGACUCUACGUACGAGAGUUUAAUUUAUUAACGCGUGUAUUUAAAUCAACGAUACCCGAGUGCUACACAAUAGCAAGAUGCUGGACGACGACACCCUGUUCAUGAAUCUAUUCCAAGGGAAACGAGUUAAACUUACCCUCAAGACGUCGUCUUACCUCGGCGUCCUACAUCGUAUUAACUCCAACAAAACAUUGAUCCUCACCAACGUCAAAAGUGGCUGUAAUGGAUGUGAAUUAACAGGAUCGAGAUUGUUCUUUGGUCACGAAAUUCUGAAUGUGGAGUUUAGCAAUGAAGCGGACGUAGAGGAUGGAACUGUGACUAAAGGCCUUGAAGACCAGUUGAAGGUGGAAAAUUUCCAGCCGUAUAGAAAGACAGUUUACAACAUUGAUGACGAAGGUGAAGAAUACAUACACUUUGAAGUCAUUGAUGGGUUUCUUGAGAAAUUUGGUCGUGCUGUGAUGACGAUCAAGAAGCAGCAUGUGGUUGGCGUUGGGGCUGAUGGCGUGGAGAUGUACAAGGAUGGCAGACUGUGUUGGCUUCAGAUUGCAACAAAAAACAAGGUUUAUCUCUUUGACAUCCUGUCACUUGGAUCGAGGGCCUUUAAAAAUGGUCUCACCAUGAUCCUUGAGAACAAGCGCAUACUGAAGGUAAUCCACGACUGUCGAGCUAUUGCCAGAUGUCUGUUGGCACAAUUUGGAGUAAAGCUGACAAAUGUCUUUGACACUCAGGUGGCAGAUGUUUUGUGCUUCCGCUCUGAGACAGGAGGAUUCCUUCCAGACAGAGUGAGCACUCUUCAGGAGGUGGUGAGUCUCCGCCUGAAGGUACCAUCCUCCCAGCUCUUGACUCUGAAGACCAAGUCCCAGCUCACCAAGGAGGAGACUGAGAUGUGGUACAAGCGUCCAUGUCCCUUACCCCUGCUGAAGGUGAUGGCGCUGUCAGUGAUCCACUUGCAACCUCUCAGAAUGAUUCUGCUGGAUUCUCUCCUGACCGACUACGUGGGCCUCGUGGACGCCUACCUCUCAAACAGCCAGUACCCGCUCGAUAAUUUGGAGAGCAUCAAUCUGGAGAGUGUUUUUGAGUUACCCUCUGAGUUCCAGCUGCUGGAGCAGAUGUAUCGUGAGCGUCGGGAGCACGCCACCAAACAAUACCCUGUCACAGAGAAAGGUCUGCUGGCUCGCGCCAUUCCUCGACUGCCGUCCCCGCCCCUGACCUCAUCUGUGGCAAAGGAACACGAAUGCGCACCGCGAGUCAAGGAACCAUCACCGCCAGUUCCAAUGGAAGCAGAUCAGAACCAGCUCCCCCUGACCGUCAAUGUGGCCACUCCGGUUUCAGUCCCAAACACCUUGAAUGAAAUGCCUCUCAAUGGCCUAGGAAGAGGGUGCGCAGCCCUAAUGAUGCAAGUGAUUGGUCGGGGGAGGCUCUUUCAGCAGAGACCGCUUGAUUCAGUUACUACCAGCAAAGAUCACAAGAGGGAGAAGUGGGCGCCCGGUAGUCUUUGAGAAUGAUGCAGUUCCUUUUCUGGUCCGAUAUCAUUCAGGCAUGUUUCACGUGCCUCAAACCAAACGGAGCUCCCCAGUCACAAAUGUUUGUUGGGCGAUAGUUUGACCACUAGAUGGGAGUAAACGUUGUAUUUUGUUCAACAUCUGUAAGGCGCAGCCUUUUGUGGCGUGUACUUCUAUUUUGUUAAUUGACACAAUGCCAGUUUUGAGUUCUGUAUUAAAGUUAAAAUGCAAUUUCUA
Molecule: messenger RNA, 1858 nt
Organism: Syngnathoides biaculeatus (alligator pipefish)
Lineage: Eukaryota; Metazoa; Chordata; Actinopteri; Syngnathiformes; Syngnathidae
Gene: exd1
Product: exonuclease 3'-5' domain containing 1
Exons: 11
Coding region: 197-1618 (473 amino acids)
Biological process (GO): nucleobase-containing compound metabolic process
Molecular function (GO): nucleic acid binding; 3'-5' exonuclease activity
Source: RefSeq, a predicted model, not a curated record